Rangifer tarandus platyrhynchus (Svalbard reindeer) is the source of this 500-nucleotide messenger RNA. The record is from the annotation of a GenBank genome assembly. Lineage: Eukaryota; Metazoa; Chordata; Mammalia; Artiodactyla; Cervidae.
GUCACCAAAUAACGUGCCGGCGGAACAAAGGCCCCGGCGGAAAGAUCGCAGAACGUUGGCUCUCCCUGCGCCCCACCCGCCCCCGGCCGCCCCCUCCCCUGGCGUCGCACUGCAUGAGCAUCGCGUUCCUCCCGAGUUUAAUCUCUGCAGCGUUCCGGCAUAUCACCCCUCCCUCCCUCCUUUAUGAGACGUUUGGGCGGCUCAUCUGCUGCGUGUUUCUCUGGCUUCGUGGGUCCCCAGUGACAACUGCAGCCUCACGCCUCGCCUCCACGCCCCCCGGGCAAUUCCACGCUCUGUCUCUCGACCCGCCUCCCCAGCCCCGUCUUGGAGAUCAGUCUGGACGUGGAUGUCGAACCGGGGAUGCCUGGCGUAUCACGCUGAGUGCCCCCAGCGCCAGGGCGGGGCGGUGGGCCGGCUCAGCCCACAGGCAGCCUGAACAUGAAGGCGGCGCCCGCUGUCGGAGCCGCGCAUCGCUACCCAUCCGUGAGCUCCCAGAUUAA